AUGGAUCCUCCCGCUACAGCAAACUCAACUGCGUCAGUUGCGCCAGCUACACCUGAACUUACAACACCCGAAUCACCCGCCGUACAAGAAUCUACGCAGCAAACACAGACAGUACAGGAUGCCACUCAACAGGCACCUGCGACACAAGACUCGACACUUCAGGUGCACCCAGAGAACGAGCCUCCACGACCAAGUUCAUUGCGGUUGACUCCUCAUCAGAGAAAUCGCUGCCACCACCAGCUUACGCGCGAUGACAGACUUCGAGUAAAGACACUCUCUGAGGCCGGGCAUCCAAGAACGUUCAUAGCUUCCCAUCUUGGCAUAUCCGAGUACCAAGUCAGAUACGCAAUACAUGCGCCUCUAUCACCCAAGAAGAGGACUGGUAGACCUCGAAAGAUGAGCCAAGAGCAAGUCGAGGAAUUGCUUGAGUUUGUGCGGAAGAAUGGCCCUGAGAACAAAAUGACCUAUCCUGCUCUGGCUCGCCAUUUCAGUCACUGGAACGUUUCUGAGCACACCAUCCGUCACGUCAUGAGGCGCAAUAAAGAUAAAAUACGAGGUUGUGAACUGUGA
This is a messenger RNA of Plenodomus lingam JN3, 570 nucleotides long. RefSeq lists its product as uncharacterized. The record is from RefSeq and is a predicted model, not a curated record. Lineage: Eukaryota; Fungi; Ascomycota; Dothideomycetes; Pleosporales; Leptosphaeriaceae.